AAGAAGAAGAAGAACAGAGAUCACAAACCGAAAGUGAUUUAAAGACUUCUGGAUUCUGUUCCUACACAAGAUCGUCUGAACUACUGCAAACAGAGACACAUUGUCAUGUCCAGGUCCUGAUGAGCAUCUGAUGGUCUUCAGAGACACAAAGAUCUCAGUGUUGAGCUGUUCAUCUGCAGUAUGUCAGAGAAGAGAGGAAAGAUGAGUCUCUCACAGAAACAGAGUGUGAGAUCAGGCUCACAUGUGUCCAGCUCUGUGUCUGUGAAGAGUGACCGGUCAAAAGAUGAACCACCGUUCUUCAGUGAAGAAACACCAUCAGCUGCUGAACGGCUGCAAUAUGAGACAUUAGAUUCAGACUUCCAGAUUAACAGCAACCACAAGAAUUUCACAGACAAACUCCUAGGAAUCUUCCAGGAUCUUGAAAAUAAAAUGAUCAACUCUAAAAAUGAGCUGGAAAUGUUUAAAAAAAUAUUACAAAAAGAGAACACACAAACCUUUGUGAAGGAUUUUAAUGAGAACAGAUGCAGUAACAAAGAAGCAGCUCUUGAUCUCACGCUCUACUUCCUGAGAGAGAUGAAGCAAGAUGAAGCUGCUGAUACUCUAGAAGAUGAGCUCAUCUUCAUUCAUCAGCUAAAAUGUAGCCUAAAGAAGAAGUAUCAAUGUGUGUUUGAAGGAAUUGCAAAGCAAGGUGACUCUACACUUCUGAACAACAUCUACACAGAUCUCUAUAUCACUCAGGGUUGUAGUGAACAGGUCAAUACUGAACAUGAGGUAAGACAGAUUGAAGUUGCUUCCAGACGUCAUGAAUCGCAGGAGAUGCAGGUUGAAUGCAAAAAUGUGUUUGAAGCACCUGAACAAGACAAGCAGAUCAAAACUGUACUGACAAAAGGAGUUGCUGGCAUCGGAAAAUCAGUCUCUGUGCAGAAGUUUGUUCUGGAUUGGGCCGAAGGAAAAGAAAAUCAAGAUAUCAGCUUCAUAUUUCCUCUUCCAUUCAGAGAGAUGAACUUAAAGGAGCAAGAAAAACUAAGUUUGAUGGACCUUAUAACUCAGUUUUUCCCAGAGACCAAAGGACUGAAGCUUACAAGAAGAAAUCAUUUCAAAGUCUUGUUCAUUCUUGAUGGAUUGGAUGAAUGUCGACUUCCUGUAAACUUUAAGGAUAAUGAGAUGUGGUCUGAUGUAUCAUCACCAGCCUCUCUGGAUGUUCUCCUAACGAACCUCAUCAAGGGAAAUCUGCUUCCUUCUGCUCUCAUCUGGAUCACCACCAGACCAGCAGCUGCCAGUAAGAUUCCUCCUGACUGUAUCGACCGGCUGACAGAGAUACGAGGAUUCAAUGAUGCACAAAAGGAGGAGUACUUCAGAAAGAGAUUAAUGGAUGAGAAUCAGGCCAAAGAAAUCAUUGAACAUGUUAAACAAUCAAAGAGUCUCUUUAUCAUGUGCCACAUCCCAGUCUUCUGCUGGAUUUCAGCCACUGUUCUCCAGAACAUUUUAGAGGAGAAAAGAAAUAAUGUUGUGAAAAACAAUCAGGCUGAUGAUGCCUCCAAAACACUGCAGGAGUCAAAUACUGAAGACACUCCUAAGACUCUGACACAAAUGUACACACACUUUCUCAGAUUUCAGAUCCAGCAGAGCAGACGAAAGUAUGAUGGAGAAUAUACACCAGAUGUUUCCUGGGAUAAAGAUGCCAUCUUUUCACUGGGGAAACUGGCAUUUCAUCAGCUGGAAAGAAACAAUGUGAUCUUCUAUGACACAGAUCUGGAAGCCUGUGGUAUUGACGUCUAUAAGGCAUCAGUGUACUCAGGCAUGUGUACCCAGAUCUUUAAGGAGGAAACGGGGAUCGUUCUUGGUACCAUGUACUGCUUCGUUCACUUGAGCAUUCAAGAGUUUAUUGCAGCUCUUUAUGCACAUCUGUUUCUAGUCAUAAAGCAGAGAAGUAUAUUUGUUCAUGAGUCUACAGAACAGGAAAACAAAAGUGAAACCAUGAUUGAUUUGCUCAAGACUGCAGUGGACAAGGCACUAGAGAGUGAUAAUGGACACCUGGAUCUUUUUCUUCGAUUCCUCCUUGGUUUGUCACUCCAGUCCAAUCAGAGACUCUUACAGGGUCUGUUCACAGAGCGAAAUGGAAAUGACCAGAGCAAAAAAGAAAUAGUCCAGUACAUCAAGCAGAAAUGUGAAGCUGAUCUGUCUACAGAGAGAUCCAUCAAUCUGUUCUACUGUCUGAAUGAACUGAACGACCAAACUCUGGUGAAAGAGAUUCAGACCCACCUUAGAGAAGGAAGUCUCUCAUCUGCUGAUCUUUCACCUGCCCAGUGGUCUGCUUUGGCCUUUGUGUUGUUGACAUCAGAGGAGGAGCUGGAGGAGUUUGAGCUUCAGAAAUUCAAGAAAUCAGACGAGUGUCUCAUUAGAUUAUCAGCAGUCAUCAAAACCUCCAAAAGAGCUCUGUUAAAUGAUUGUGGCUUAACAGACAAAAGCUGUUCAGCUCUGGCUACAGUUCUUGGAUCAGAUUCCAGUCUGAAAGAGCUGAACAUGAACAAUAAUAAUCUGCAGGAUUCAGGAGUGAAGCUGCUCUGCACUGGACUGCAAAAUAUGAAGUGUCAUUUGGAGAUACUGAGGCUAAAUGAUUGUGGCUUAACAGACAAAAGCUGUUCAGCUCUGGCUACAGUUCUUGGAUCAGAUACCAGUCUGAAAGAGCUGAACAUGAGCAAUAAUAACCUGCAGGAUUCAGGAGUGAAGCAGCUCUGCACUGGACUGAAUAAUAUAAAUUGCAAAUUAGAGAUAAUGAGACUUUCAGACUGCAGUAUCACUGAAGAAGGUUAUAAAGCUCUGUCUUCAGCUCUGAGAUCAAACCCUUCACACCUGAUAGAGCUGGAUCUCACAGGAAAUGAUCCUGGACAAUCAGGAGUGAAGCAGCUCAGUGAUUUACUACAGGAUCCAAACUGUCAACUGAAGACACUGAGGUUUUUGGGUCCUGCUGCAGAUGAAGCCUGUCAGUAUGUGACUGGAAUUGUGGGUAAAAACCCGUUACUCCUGAGAGAGCUGAAUCUGAGUGAACAUGAACUAGGAGACACACGAGUGAAUCAGAUCGCUGCUCUACUGCAGGAUAAACACUGUCAACUCCACUCACUGAUUCUGAAUAACUGCUGUAUCACAGAAGGAGGUUUUCAUGUUCUGGCUGCAGCUCUAAACUCAAACCCUUCAAAUCUGACAGAGCUGGAUCUGAGUGAGAAUAAACUAGGAAACCCAGGAAUGAAGAUCAUCUUGACUCUGUUUGAAAAUGUACAGUGUAGACUGGAAAAGCUGAAGUUAAACUGCAUCAGUAUUACAGAUGAAGGUUGUGCUGCUCUGGCAUCAGCGUUUAAUUCAAACCUCAGAGAGCUGGAUCUGAGCAGGAAUCAAAUAAGAGACUCUGGAGUGACAGAAAUCUCCAGUCUGCUGAGAAAUUCACAGACACUACAGAUACUCAGACUUUCAGACUGCAGUAUCACUGAAGAAGGUUAUAAAGCUCUGUCUUCAGCUCUGAGAUCAAACCCUUCACACCUGAUAGAGCUGGAUCUCACAGGGAAUGAUCCUGGACAAUCAGGAGUGAAGCAGCUCAGUGAUUUACUACAGGAUCCAAACUGUCAACUGAAGACACUGAGGUUUUUGGGUCCUGCUGCAGAUGAAGCCUGUCAGUAUGUGACUGGAAUUAUGGGUAAAAACCCGUUACUCCUGAGAGAGCUGAAACUGAGUGGACAUGAACUAAGAGACACACGAGUGAAUCAGAUCGCUGCUCUACUGCAGGAUAAACACUGUCAACUCAACACACUGCUGUGAGUAUCUUACAUUAUUUCACAUGUUACAUGACUAGUAAUGUUACAGUAGUCUGUUUCAAUGCUCAUUUGAGUUCGACCCCACGUUAUAAAGCUUGGAAGAGCCAGGACAUUUUUAAUAUAACUCUGAUUAUAUUUGUCUAAAAGAAGAAAUUCACAUACAUCUAGGAUGGCUUGAGGGUGAGUAAAUCAUGGGGUAAGUUUCAUUUUUGGGUGAACUCUCCCUUUAAGUGCACAGGGGUUGGAGAAAAUAAUGUGAACACAUUAGAAAUAGCCAGUAUUUUAUUAAUGUGUUUACCAUCGUUUGUCUUUAAUACAGCUUCCAACCUUCUUAGAAUAGAUUCAUACAACUUUUAAACAGACUUCAGUUAAAUUUUGUCUCUAACUUCUGCUGUGACUGCUGAAUGUGAUCAUGAAUACUGACUACAAACUGAGGAUUGAAGACAAAUUUAAAAACAUUGACCACCAACGUAUGCCCUCACAGAUGAACUGAAACCCUUUAAUGCUUGCUUUGAUCGUAUAAACACAGAAGCACCCAUCAAAGCUGAGCCCUCACCUGACGACCUGACACUCACUUGUUUAACCAGUGAGGUGUGCUUCUACCUGAGCAGGGUGAACGCACAUAAAGUGUCUGGCCCUGAUGGUCUUCCUGACCGAGUGCUCAGGGUCUGCACAGAACAGCUGGCUGAUGUCUUCACACACAUUUUCAAGCUCUACUCGCUCCAGACCGUUGUCCCCACCUACUUCAAAACAGUCACCAUUGUACCAGUACCAAAACACCACAACUCCAUAAAAAAAUAUAUAAAUAUGUCUCUGUGAUUACUCUGCACAAUGGCAAACUUGAAUCUAAUCUAAUUACUGGUAGUGUUUGGACAUAAAUAUGUUGGCAGUGUGUGAGCACAACCACCCUACAAUGAUAAAAAUCCACCCACUCCUUGUUUUUUAAUCCCCUUUAAACCAAAUCCGUCUCAUUAGAUCUGCUGUUUUGAUUCUCUGAGCAGUGUGACAUCACAUUGUUUAGGCCCCGCCCACAUCUGAUGACUGACAGUCCUGCAUUACCAUAGUUUCUGCUCUCAGAGAGUUGUUUGGUUGUACCAUAGAUAUGUAAAGGUAGAUGCCACAUUCGACCGCUCCAGAUAUGUUGUCAUUACAUUACGUCCAUUAAUAAUCCAGUUGAAGUGGCUGAAGCACUUCAUUAUUACUUCAUUGAUUCUGUAGUCAAAAUUGCACAAUGUUUUUCUGCUGAGUAUAGACUGUUUCAUUGGGCGCACGUGCCUGGCUCCAAGUUAACUUCCGGUCUGUGUUUGUUUAUCGGUCUGGCUAAUGGCACCGGCUACAAACGCAGUUAAAGUUAAGUUAGGGCCACAAAAGCGCACAUGUGCAGUAACGUUUGUUUAUGUUGUUGUCGUUGAAACCGUCUAUACAGAAGUUUGUCCAGUUAAUACAGUGGAACAAGCUCUUACUUUAAAACUGCACAGUUCAGUCUGAAGCGUCUGUCUAAACAUUUGAAACAUGAGCUCAUUUCUGUCCGCUUCACUUGUUGCCCAUACAGCAGGUCAAAUACACAACCCAAUAUCCAAUAAUUUCAGUUAAUAAUACCAAAAUUACACAAACAUUUCACUUUUAUCCAGUGAGACAGAACUGUUAUCAUUGUGUUUAUUAAUGGGACGCAACAGAAUAGUUCUGUGCUGCUGUAGCAGAACAUAUUCAUAGUGUUUAUUGAUGCUCAUAUCAUCUCUCUGCCAUCAAACCACCAGAUUAAUGAACGUCUAACACAACCGAACAGAACCGGUCCAGACUGGGCUUUAUUCUGUGCAGGCAUUGGUUCUUCAGCCUUACCUGUUUCAGAGAAAUAUUACUGCACUUCACAUCUACACCCAGACAAACCUACAGUUUUAUUUAGAUGUGCAAAGUUGAAUCCGUGUAUCAAAGCUGAUCGAGUCACUGGACAGAGCAGAGCGGAUGUGUUUACGAUGUAGUGAUGUGCAGACCAGCAUCAGUUUAAGCACAAAUACACAGCAGUCACAGCUUUUAUUUUAGACAAUAUGCUCAGUUUUAGACACAAGAUGAAAUGGGAAU
Onychostoma macrolepis is the source of this 5885-nucleotide messenger RNA. RefSeq names its product NACHT, LRR and PYD domains-containing protein 12-like. The record is from RefSeq and is a predicted model, not a curated record. Gene Ontology annotation, molecular function: protein binding. Lineage: Eukaryota; Metazoa; Chordata; Actinopteri; Cypriniformes; Cyprinidae.